Molecule: messenger RNA, 987 nt
Organism: Manihot esculenta (cassava)
Lineage: Eukaryota; Viridiplantae; Streptophyta; Magnoliopsida; Malpighiales; Euphorbiaceae
Exons: 1
Coding region: 1-987 (328 amino acids)
Source: RefSeq, a predicted model, not a curated record
AUGUCUUUUUCAUUAGCCGAGUUGUGGCAACCUCGUGAAGGGAUGACUAUUAGAGAGUUGGGUGGUGGUCUUUAUGUGUUUCAAUUUUUUCAUGAGGUAGAUAUUCACCGUGCCCUGGAAAUGUGCCCUUGCACCUUUGAUAAUCAGAUUCUGAUUAUAGAACGUAUGUCAGGUUGUUCUACUCCUACAGAGGUCCCUCUUAAUCACAUCUAUAUUUGGCUCAAGAUCUUUGAUUUACAGACUGGGUUUCAUUCUGAAAGGGUAGCUAAAGAUAUUGGCAAUCAGGUCGGUCAGUUUAUUGCUUCAGAUGAGCGCAAUUUUACUGGGGAGUUCGACUCAUUUGUUCGAAUCCGUGUUAGAUUGGAUGUUCGGAAACCGCUGAUGCAAGGCAUCAACUUGAGAAGAACAGGUGAAGGUUGGUUUUGGGCGAGGUUUGAAUAUGAACGUUUGCCCACGUUCUGCUUGAUCUGUGGUAUCCUUGGCCACACAAAUAGAUUCUGCCCUCAACUGAUUCAUUAUCCUAUAGGACAGGCCCCUCGCAACUAUUCUCUGGACAUCCGUGCUAAACCUCGCAGAGGGGGAAUGGUGAACAAGAGCUCACGGUGGCUCCGUACGCCGGGGAGGUCUUUCCGAUCAGAAGGUAGUAGUGGUUCAGCUAUGGAAACUGAUCAAGAUUAUGCCGCUUAUCACGAGCCUAAUUUAAAUUCAAAUUCUGAAAAAGAUAAGGGAGUGGUUACUGGAGCUGCUUUAGCUAAGUCUCCUAUUUUGUCUCAACAUGCUGUUAAUUCCCAUGUACACCCAGCCAUGCAAUCUCCUACUGGGCUUACUAUUGUGGACCUGAAGCGGCGUCGUAUGGAGGAGGCAUUAAAUGAGGAGAGGGCCCAAGAUGGUGGUACCAAUGCAGGACCUGAUUCUACACUUUCAAGGGCUGCACCAAAAAAUAUGUUAUCGGCGGGUUCUGGGGUCCAGGCCCGUCGAGAGAAAUGA